Pipistrellus kuhlii (Kuhl's pipistrelle) is the source of this 1548-nucleotide messenger RNA. RefSeq names its product coiled-coil domain containing 92B (gene CCDC92B). Bases 293 to 1039 code for a protein of 248 amino acids. The record is from RefSeq and is a predicted model, not a curated record. Lineage: Eukaryota; Metazoa; Chordata; Mammalia; Chiroptera; Vespertilionidae. The transcript is spliced from 4 exons.
CCUCAGCUCCCCCCUACUGCUCGUUCGCCAGUUCCGGUCACGUUGCUGGGUGUUUACGCCUGGAGGCAGCCCGGGACCCCCCCUUCGGCGCCCCGGAGCCCCCGGAGCCCCGACCCCACCGCCCCGCAGCCUCGAAGCAGCUGAUGGCGCCGCAGCCCGGGCGGGCGCUGCGGAACCCGGGGCGCAGCUAGCGUGGGGAGAAGAGCUCCUCCCCGCCACCCAGCCCGCGGACCGGCUCCUCCGGCCUAUCGCUCCCUCAGGUCCUGAAGGUGAGUCCCAGGCCUGGGUUGCCAUGGAUACCAUGUCCCUAGAGCAUCAGAUCCAGAGCGUGCAACGCCACAUCAGUUUCCUGAAAAAGGAGCAGAUGGCCCUGCUGCGAGACCUGCACCUGGAGAUCCUGCGGCUGCAGAAACGCUGCUCAGAACUGACCCGUGACCUGGAGAUGAGAGAGGCCCAAUCUCACCAGCAAGAGGAGGCGUCCCGGGAGCUGGAGCGCCGGUGCCGCGCGCUGGAGGCGCAGUUGGCGGCGCGGGCGGCGGCCAACGCGGAGCUGCGGCGGGAGGUGGCGCAGCGGGAGGCGCUGGCGGCGGCGCUGCGCUGCGGGCUGCGCGCCGAGGAGCGCCGCUUCCUGGAGGAGCUGCGCCGCCGCAGCCACCGCGCCGCCGUGCUGGGCGCCGAGCUGCAGAGGCACAGCGAGGCGGCCGCGCACCUGUCCGGCCAGCUGCACGCGGCGCGCCAGAGACUGCAGGCCCCGCGCCCCGGGCCCGCCGCCGAGCCCCGGUCCCGCCGGCGCGCACAGCGGGCUCGCCGCCCGCCCGCCGAGGCCGCCGCCAAGGGCCCCGGCCGGGACUGGGCCGCCUGGGACCGCGCGGCCCGCGCCCUGGACGCCGCCGAGCCCAUGCCCGACCCCGCGCUCUUCCUCUGCGCGCGGAGGCCCCCGCGGCCCGGCGGCCGCAGCCCGCGCCCGCCGCCGCCGCUGGAGCCCCCGGACCGAGCCUGCCCGCCCGCCGCGCCCGCUGCGCCCGGGGCCCCGGAGUAGGCGCGGGGCUGGCGGGGCGGCGGGGAGGGAGGGAGCCCCCCCUUCCCGGCUGGAAACGCGGCCCGGCCUUGCAGACAGGUCCGGGGGGAGGAGGGGAAAGGCGAGGAAGCGGGUCCUAUUCCAGAGAUCCAUCUGAGGCAGCCCCGCUCCCCUUCCCUUCCCGCCGCCCCGCCUUUUGUAUUUCCCCACGUUUUCAAAGCUUCGAGCUCUCCCCUCCCGCCAAGGAGCCCCUCCGCGGGGCUCAGCGAGCGCGCCUUCUCUCUACGGGACUCGCAAUACUGCUCCCAUCUGGUCCCCACCCUGCCCCUGGGAGGGGAGGGGAGAGGGGAGGGGGUCACCCCAUCCCUGAAAGCUGACAAUCGUUUGGGCCCGGGGAAAGGCUGGGCUGGUCUAUGGAAAGGAACCCAGUGGCCCUUACCGCCCCUCUGCCUUCCAGCUCCACCCUCCCCAGCCCCGCACGUGCCCUUCCCUCCCAGCCUUCCCUCUAGGAGAGGCUGGAGUUGGGGGGC